Molecule: messenger RNA, 2160 nt
Organism: Funneliformis geosporum
Lineage: Eukaryota; Fungi; Glomeromycota; Glomeromycetes; Glomerales; Glomeraceae
Source: the annotation of a GenBank genome assembly
AUGCCCGAUGAAAAGAAGCUUCCCUGGGGAAUCAAUUCAACAAAACCGGGUUCCGCUAAGACCUUAACAAAAACAAAAUUACAAGCUUUUAGUAUUGGUACACAUAAAAAGACACCAUUUCAAAAACAUAAGGAAGAACUUGAAUUAAAGAAAAAGCAAGAAUCUGAAGAAGCCGCAAAAGUCUAUGCUGAAUUUGUUGCCUCGUUUGAAAAAGAGGAAGGAGCAGGAAAAACAUUCGUUAAAGGCGAAACUAUAGUACCGAAACUGUUGUUUGAUCAUGAAGCAGUCAUUACAAAAAAGGAAAUUACUACAACAUCUACAUCCACACCUAAACUUUACAAACCACAACCUUUCAUUAAUGCCUCAAAACCUAUACAAUCGGAAAUAAAAAUCGAGAAUUCUGAAGAAAGCCCCGAAAAGGAUGAGGUGAAGAUAUUUCAAUCAUAUUUUGAACAAGAGGAAAGAGAAGAUCGUUUAAGGCAAAAGCAUGCAAAACUGGCGGGCGCAGGCCUAUCGUCUGAGGCAGGUAGUGACGAAUUCGCUCCUACCUCUCUCACUGUUAAAGCCGCGUUUGAAGAUAGGCCGGGUUCACAUGAUACUGGAGAUCCAAAUACAACCAAUUUAUAUGUUGGAAAUAUAAGCCCCGAGGUGAAUGAAGAAAUGUUGUGUAAAGAAUUUGCAAAAUAUGGUCCCAUAGCUAGUGUAAAAAUCAUGUGGCCCCGUACUCAAGAAGAGAAAGAUAGAAAUCGAAACUGUGGUUUCGUUAGUUUUAUGGACAGAGAAUGUGCAGCUCAGGCUUUAAAAAAUAUGGAUGGCAAAGAAUUGCUCGGAUAUAUUAUGCGUGUUGGUUGGGGAAAAGCAGUUCCUAUUCCACCGAAGCCUAUUUACGUAUUGAACGAAGGAGUUCGUCCUCCACCGAGUGGCUUACCUUUUAACGCGCAGAUGAUUCACACAAAAGUAUAUACAAAUGUACCACCGCCUGGCGCCUCUACGGUUGCACCCAAGGGUCCUCGCCUUGAGGUUCACGUAACUCGUCCUGAAGAUUCUCAAAUCGUUAAGAUAAUACAUCGUAUGGUUGAACGAGUUGUUAAAUUUGGUCCACCAUUUGAGGCAAUCAUAAUGGAUCGCGAAUGGAAUAAUCCAAAAUUCUCAUUUUUAUUCCAAAAUGACUCACUUGAGCACGUAUAUUAUCGGUGGAGAUUAUACUCUAUACUUCAAGGAGAUCCCAAGAAUAAAUGGCGCACCGAACCUUUUCAUAUGUUCGAUGAAGGACCCAUUUGGGCACCUCCCGAGAUACCGUUUGAUGAAGACGCAGCAGAUGAAUUAUUAGAUUCCGAUGAAGAAGAUGAACGUGAACGAGAACGUAUACCUAAAGGAACUUUAGGACCUAAAGCAAGGCACCGCAUGGAAGUAAUGCUACGAAAAUUGACUUUCGAACGAGGUGCCAUUGCUAAAUCUAUGGCCUUUGCAAUUGAUCAUUCUGACGCGGCAGAUGAGAUUGUUGAGAUUAUAUGCAAGACUCUCAUGAUUAAAGGAACUCCUAUUCCCACUAAAGUUGCGCGAUUAUAUUUAGUAUCAGAUAUAUUACAUAAUAGUAGCGUUUCAGUACCAAACGCUUGGAAAUUCAGAACUGGAUUUGAGAGUAAAUUGCCAGAAGUAUUUGAGCAUUUGAACGAGAUAUAUAGAUCUAUUGCGGCUAGGUUGAAAGCGGAGACAUUCAGGCGUCAAAUUACAACUAUUCUCACCGUUUGGGAAAACUGGAUCGUUUUCCCACAACCUUAUAUUGAAUCAUUAACAAAUACAUUUAUGAAGAAUACAAAAGAAGGUGACAAUCUUACGCAUUCUUCAAUACCACAAUCAGCCACACCAUCAUCAUCGUCUUCAGUUGAUGGAAACGCGAAUAGUUUUGAUGGUGUGCCAAUGAAUAUGGUUAUUGAUGGUGAAUCAUCAAAUAAAUCAAGUACAGGUGGUAUAUUAGGUGUAAGAACGAGAUGGGAUAAUGAUGAAGAUGAGGAUAAUAAUCAAAACAAUAGUAUGAAAGGUAUUCGAUUAAUGUCGGAAAUAGAAUUGACGAAACUUAAUGAAAUUAAAGAUGGUGGAUCUAAAAGAAUCACUUUAGGAGAUGAAAUGGACGACGAAGUGGAUGACAUUUUUGCUUAA